Myiozetetes cayanensis is the source of this 2042-nucleotide messenger RNA. RefSeq names its product lactamase beta 2 (gene LACTB2). Lineage: Eukaryota; Metazoa; Chordata; Aves; Passeriformes; Tyrannidae. Gene Ontology annotation, molecular function: single-stranded RNA binding; RNA endonuclease activity. The coding region runs from base 77 to 940 and encodes 287 amino acids. The transcript is spliced from 7 exons. The record is from RefSeq and is a predicted model, not a curated record. Gene Ontology annotation, cellular component: mitochondrial matrix.
UACAGGCUUCCGUCUUCCGCGCCGCUGGUGUUGUGAGGGGAGCGGAGCCGGGAAUUCGGUGGAAUUCGCUGCAAGGAUGGUGUCGCUGCUGCCGCGCAUCGAGCGGCUCUCGUCGCGGGUGGUGCGGGUGCUGGGCUGCAACCCGGGGCCCAUGACUCUGCAGGGCACCAACACCUACCUGGUGGGCACCGGGCACAGAAGAGUCCUGAUUGACACCGGAGAGCCAGCUAUUCCUGAAUAUAUCAGCUGUUUAAAGCAGGCACUGUCAGAGUUCAAUGUCUCUAUUCAAGAAAUUUUAGUGACACACUGGCAUCGUGAUCAUACUGGUGGAAUACCUGAUAUCUGCAAAAACGUCCCGAAUGACUCGGCAUAUCGCAUCUCUAAGCUCCCUCGUGUCCCUCACUGUGAAGAAACAAUAGAAGGAGGACAUAAAUAUUUUUAUCUUAAAGACGGAGAUGUGAUACAGACAGAGGGAGCCACACUCAGAGUUUUAUAUACACCAGGACACACUGAUGAUCACAUGAUUUUACAUCUAGAAGAAGAAAAUGCUGUGUUUUCUGGUGACUGUAUUUUAGGGGAAGGAACAACAGUAAUUGAAGACCUGUAUGAUUACAUGAAAACUUUGAAAAGGUUGUUAGAAAUGAAACCAGAUUUGAUAUAUCCAGGUCAUGGCCCUGUAGUACGUGAUGCAAAUACUAGAAUCCAAAACUACAUUUCUCACCGAAUUGCACGUGAACAGCAAAUUAUAAAUGUGUUCCAGAAGAAUGCUGGAAAAUCAUACACAUCCUCAGAGCUUGUAAAGAUAGUAUACAAGGAAAUCCCUGAAAAUUUACUUCCAGCAGCAGAGAAUAACCUCUUAGUCCACUUGAAGAAGCUGGAAAAAGAAGGAAGAGUGUUACGUGACGAAACUCCCAGCUUCAGAUGGAAAAACAAUUUAUAAGUUACACAAGAUUGCUCAAGAAUGUAUUUAAUCUGCACAAUUGCUCUAUGAAAAAGUAUAAUGAUGAGCUCAGCCUAUAUGUAAAGUAAAAACUUAUUUUUACUUAUUUUUUUAAAAAUCAGUAACACAGUUUUAAAGCAAUGUUACAGUCAGUUAACUAAUGUUUUUCAUAUUGUACUUCAUAGGAAUUUUAAAAAUAUCCUGAUAGGUACUGAGUUAAUAUAAUGGAAUGAGCGUGAAGAACCAAAUCUUACCUUUGUUACAAAAUGCCCGGUUUUAUCAUCGGUGGCAGAAGACAAAUAGCAAGGUCUUAUGAACUUAAUAUUACGAUAUCGUAAAGAAAUAUAAUAAACUUUAUAAAUCAGAUAUAUCAAAAACCUCUAGUAAAAAGAAGAGAAAAUAUGUUAUUCUAAACCUGUUUUCAUUUGCUAGUGCUUCUCAAAAAGUGACUUUUUUUGUGAAUUUAUCUGUACAUUCUAAAAAACCAAGUUAUUUCUAUUCUAUUAAUAGAUGUAAAUACUGGGGUUAUGUUCCUUUUCUAAUUUAGCUGACUGUGCUCAUCUUUCCUGGUUGCUCACUGCUAUAGGUUUUAACAAACACUGAAAGUAAUUUCAGGCUUCUCUGUUUUCUGGUGGAAACACUAUUUCUAUGGAAUUCAUUCAGAGGAUUCAGUAAUUUUAACUAACCAGUGUCAAAAAUGCAGAGUUGCAGUAGGAUCUUAAAUUCUUUAUCUUCAAGAUUCUGCAAGAAUGUGAUUAUAAAAUCUAUAUAAAUUGAGAUAUGUAUUACACACCAUAUGAAGUUAACCUUCUCUGUUACAUCAUAACUAACAGUCUUCAAGUUUUCCUGUUAAAUCCACUUAAAUUACAAAUAUUUUAACUAAAGGUUGUAUUUGAUUGUAAGUGUAUUAAAGUGUAUUAAAAUACAAUGAUGAUUAAUUUAAACUGUGAGUUCUCUGUGUAGCUUACACCUGAAGAAUAGUGCAUAAAUAUUUGCAUUACUUUGUGUGUUCAAAGUGUGUGGGAUUUAAUGAUACAUACACUUCUUUCAAUGUUGGUUCAACCCUAAAAAAUAAAAGCAGAUAUGAAAUGUUUUGAAACUA